CCCUCAUAGAGUUCGGUCGACAAGAUACAAGCUUGUCUACACCUGAACACUUGUCCAAAACCAUUAUCCAAAGGAAUUUAGUGACGUCCGAAGUUACCUUCGUACAAGAAUCCGCGAAGGUUGCGCAUGAAUGCUGUAAAUCAAUUUUUUCUGGCCGAUUCGCAGCGGACUGAAAUCUGAAUCGAAUUGACCGCCGUUCUGUGGUUAUCGCCGUCAUAGAAAAAACUAAUUAAUUAUUCCGCACCGAUUUUCUGUGUUUCGGAAGAGGUUCUGAUGAAAUGGUAAACAAAAACAACCUUAAAACCAGAUUAAUUUGUGAAUUAAACAAACCGUUGAAUAAAUAAUCGAUUUGAGGUUGGUUGUGUAUGAAAAUGAUAGAGUGUUGCGUGCGCAAUUUGAUAAAUUAAUCGAAAGUGGUUAGUGCCUUCCGGUAAAAAUCAAUUGAUAUAGAAACAGGAAAAUUCAAAGUUAUAUCUGUUGAACACCCAACACAGUUUCAUGGCUAAAAUGUACUCUAGUCAAACAACACAGAGUGAAGAAGAUGUACCUAAUUCAGAAACACUGCGAAUAAGAAUUUUCUAAUUUUUAAAAAACCUUAUAAACCAAAAUCAUGGAUUCAAAGACAGUUCCAAUUCUUCUAGUCACUGCCAAUGUUGGCUCUAUUUUUGAGGCUCCAAAUGAUAUGUUAAAAAUUUGGUGUGAAGAAUUCAUUUCUACCAUUAGGAAAUUAGAUUGUAAAUUUAUUGGUUUACAUUGCCAAGAAGUUGGAGGAAAGAAUUAUGAACAUAGUAUGAGACAUGUUGAACAUUUCGUAAAAAUUCUCAUGUCUAGUAAUGAAUUAAGGCUAUUCGAUAAAGUGAGAGUCUUCUUAGAUGAGGAUUACAGCUCUGUCGAACAUUUUACUGCGUUAGGAAAUCUAUAUUUUAUUCAUAAUUCCAUUGAAGACAUUUCCAUUUGGGACUUCAAAAAUAACUCAUUCUUGCCAGUAAGGGGUAAAGAAAUUCACUCUGGAAAUAUAGAGUCAGUAACUACCAAAGACAAAGCCAAAUUCCCUCAGGAUUUCUUUCCAGAGUGUAAAUGGUCAAGAAAAGGCUACUUGCGUACACGAUGGUCUUUAAAUGGGACAGUGUUCGAUAUGGUCAACAUUCAUUUGUUUCAUGACGCUUCGAAUAUUGUAGCAAUGGAAACGUCACCUUCAAUUUACUCCAAAGAUCGUAAAAGAGCACUGGAACACACUCUGAAAAGGUUUAACGAUGGUAAAAUACCGUAUUUUUUAUUUGGUGACUUCAAUUUUCGAACAGAUACUAAUUCAGUUGUUAAGAAAAUAACGGAAGGCCUUCAAACUAACAGGGUACAGAACAAUAACAGUAACGAUCACACCAAAUAUCAAUAUACAAACGAGGAUGAUAAGCUCAUAUUGAUCAUUGGAAAAAAGGAAUUUAGUCAUUCUGAUCUCAGUAGUUGCAAGCCUAGUUGUGUAGAUUUAAAUCCUAAAUGGCUGAAACCUUACGAUAUGGAAGUGGAGCAGUUUAAAAAUUACAUAAGCGAAUAUUCGAUAGACUUUCCUCCAUCGUAUCCUUUUGAAGAAGAUAUAGAGAAACCUUCUACUUAUAUGCCAACUCGAUGUCCGUCUUGGUGUGAUCGAGUCCUACUUAGUCAUACAGCCAAAGAACUGAUAAGUGAGGACCAUCCUGUAGGGUAUAAAUUAAUGGGUAUGGAUAUUUGUAUGGGGGACCAUAAGCCUGUGUAUCUAAGUGCCAUAUUGAAGGGUAAUGCAGGUACAGUUUUGUGUUGUGACCAUGUGCAUUACGAAUGUUUGCCUGGCCCAUGUCAGUGUUGCCGUUCUAUAGCUUCUGUAAAAAUUAACAUAACAGAUAUGAGUGAUCAUAUGUCGUACGAGAGCUAUUUCAAAGAAGUAGAUUCAAAGCUUUUGCAUGAGCCACCAAUUACCAAAGACAUGUUGAUGCAUGAACCCUACACACCGGAAAGCACCGAAUCACAUUCCCCUAUGCCCGAUAAAGUAGUGAACGAAAAGAUUACCACCGUACCCCCUAAUUUACUCAAGAGUAAGCUGGAGUAUAUUUUAGAAUCCGAAUUGAAGACAGAACUCAAAGUAUUAGAGCGUUCAAAGUCUGAUAUCGAUCAGAAAGCUAUACCGGUGGGGGAUUAUUUGGGUGAUAAGUGUAAAUCCGUACCUAUGUCGCUUGUAGCGGAGGUGAGCCCUACGUUACAGAGGUGCCAACCCGAAGAUAGGUUGAAUUGUUCGCCUCAGGAACAAUCGCUUGAUAAAGAAGAAAUCGAUGAUAAUCAGAAUAGGAAGAAAGAUCGAAUGCACGUUUCAAGUUGGAAUAUUAGAAAGAAAUGCUGUACCAUAUCGUAGUAUUGGAAAUAUUCGAAAUUUGAGCUGAACCUAUGAAAUAGACGAGAAAUGAAUGGUAUUCGCCUACCUCAUUACCCAAAAUUUUGAUGACAAUAGUUUUUUUUUACAUAAAAAAUGAAAUAGAUGAAUAUUUUCGGUAAAAGGUGCAUGAGACAUUUCUGACUAAUUCUUCGUACGAAGAAUUUAUGGAACCGAAAUCAAGUAAUUGAUUUUCCAUGAAAUAAUAAGAAACAUCUGAAUAUGAGAGAGAGAAAUGAAAAUAGUAAGUAAAAAAAGAAAAUACAUACUGAAGAUUCUAUGAAAUCAUUGAAGAUGCUAAGGAGCCAAAUAACAUUAAAAGAUGAACUAAACAUUUUAAAUAUAAAUGAAUAUAUAGACUAUAAUUAUUUUUUUGGUUUUUAACUCAUAAGUAUAAAAUACGGCUUUUUCAUAUUAACUUGGUCUGAAUAUUACAAAUAUUCAAAAUCACUGAACAGAUCAAACAAAAUUGGAAAUAAAUAUUUUCCAUAUCAAAUUUCCUAUGAAUCAAUCCAAUGAAAUAAACUCAUAAAUUAAACGAGCUCAUCCACUUAAGGUGUCAUAAAUUAUUGAAGCGCUAAUUUUCUGAGGUCAUUCCAAAUAAAUCAACAAAUGGACAGUCAUUUCCAAAGUAAUUUUUUUGCAAUAAAACGAAAAUAGUCCAAGACCAACAGAACUAAGCAUUAUAAAUAUAAAUUAUUCCAGUUUGAAUACAUGUUUCACUGUCAUUUUUCUUUAAUGAGUAUUUAAAUUACACUAAAUAUAUUUCGUCAUCAUUAUAAACUGUUGGAAUUUAUCUGAUUGACUUGAGCCAUGAACUGGCUAUGAAGGAAAUGUAAAUUUUCGUCCUAUAAGAACUAAAAAAUCUCUGAGACCAGAUGCAAUCACCAAAAAUUUAUCACGUAUUCAACUUUUUUUUUCAAUAGAUAAAAUGUUGUUUUGAUAAAAAAAAUGUUUUAACAAAAAUUUACAAUGCAUGAUAUAUACUUGGCGAUUCCAUUGGAUCUUAGAGGUGUUUUUGUUCUUAUUUUGUGACUAGUUAGAUUCUCUGCAUGAUUUCAAAACUCAUUGUUUGGUAAUACUGAAUAGAGGUAACUCUUCUGACUUAGUUGUCUUUACAAUUCCUUAACAAGUUUUCUAUGUAGGAAAACUAUUUUUUUUAUUAUUUUAUCGCAGAGAAAUAUCAUAAAGAUUUUCAAGCUGAACUAUACAAGCAUGAAGUUUGUUCCAUUUUUCAUUCAUUUUCAAUUUGUUAUUGGUUGUUAUGUAUGUCAUUGCAUUUAGCUCUAGUUUUUUGUGUGCUUCAUUUAAUAGUUAGCUAUGUGUUUCAUUCCAAUUCAUACAUUAUGAAAAUAUAUAAUUGAAGUUUCUCGGAACAUCUUGAGUUAUCAUGUAGAAAAUAGUGAAUUUAGAUUUUUUAGUGGGGCCCAAUUUGAUUAAAUAAUCAAAUUAAUCGAAAAGUUUUUUCGGUCACAAAAUCUCUAAUUAAAUUUUUGUUCGUUACUGAUCUUUGUUAAUCUUAUUGGGUUCAAAUGUCGUACCUGUUAUCAGCUGCCAGAGUAGUUAAACAGUUUUAUAUAAAUGUCGUUUUGACUUUGUAUGUCCUUCAGGAGGAGACUAAGAAGAAAAUCAUCGUACAGAGUUUAGGAUAAUAACGAACGAUGUUAUUAACAAAUUUCGCGAGUAAACUUAUAUUUUUUGAUGUAUGAAUAGCUUUAAAUUGUUAAGUCUGAUGUGAUUGGAAGCAUAUCAUUUGAACAGCAGUUAAAGAAAAUAAUCUGAGAGGAUGCUGAAGAAAACUGUCCGUUAUUUUCUUGAUCUGCCUCCAAACGUAUUAGUGAUUGUUUUUCCUAAUCUAGUAUCUUGCUGUUUUAUAUAGGUGAAGUAGUGUUCACAAAUAACGUCAUUAACGAUGUUAAGAUCAAUCUUCAGGAAGCUAGUUCACACACAGUAACAAGAUACAUUUACAUUCAAAAUAUUGAACAUCCCAUUAAAGUAUUCAGGGAGACGGCAGUUUAAAGGAUAUCGAAUAUUGUGAAGCUGUAAGUUUCGAUUGUGUUUUAUGGAGUGAUAUUGAUGCGAAUAUUUUUGUUACUUUUACUUUGUUUUUGUACCAAAAUUGUUCCUUUAAAAAUGUCCUUUUUAUUGUUAUUAACUUCCUCUACUCUCCAACUUAAGGUGAACACUGCCUUCAAUAAUAAAAAAAAAAACAUGACAAAAAUAAUAUUCUAUGGAAAACAUACAGUAGAUCAUUUGACUUGGCAGUUUCUAGAAUUGUCCCGAUCUUUUUAUUUUUCAAAAAGUUUUUAGUUGGUGCGAAAUACUUUAAACAUUAUCUGUUGAUAGACUUAGAAAUUGUUGAUGACUUAAUGUGUAGUUGCUGGGAAUUAUAAAUUACAUAUAUCUGAUUGUUCCAUUACAGUGUUGUCUAAUCUAUGUGCUUAUACUGUUGACUUUUGAUGUAAGAAAUAUUAUGUAUUAUGGUUGUAUAAAAGCUGGUUCCCAAAUGAUAUUCUUCAUUGCAAUCGUUUCAGUUUUAGAGUUUUAUAGAAAGGGAACCGGUUAUAGUCUCAUUUUUGAAAAUUACAAUUCAAAACAUAAAAAUACUACCGUACCCAAAUAUCUUGUGGCUGUGUCAAAUGUUGUCCAUAUUUUUAUCCAAGAUUUCCAAUACAAACCGUUUUUCCAAGUUGGAAAAUGAAAGAAGUUGAUAGGUUUUCGUUUGAAUUUUAAUCGAUGUUAAUUGGUAAUAUAUUCUAUACUUAAGUAGGUUUAUGAUAAAUGUAUACUCAGUUCUUUGUACUUAUGCAUAAUAUACAAGAUGUACAAAAUGAUAAUAAAUGUACUAGUCAUCUACAA
Harmonia axyridis is the source of this 5257-nucleotide messenger RNA. RefSeq names its product inositol polyphosphate-5-phosphatase A (gene 5PtaseI). The transcript has 7 exons. The record is from RefSeq and is a predicted model, not a curated record. The coding region runs from base 611 to 2380 and encodes 589 amino acids. Gene Ontology annotation, biological process: phosphatidylinositol dephosphorylation. Lineage: Eukaryota; Metazoa; Arthropoda; Insecta; Coleoptera; Coccinellidae. Gene Ontology annotation, molecular function: inositol-polyphosphate 5-phosphatase activity.